CACAUUGUUCUCCUCCUCUUUUAUGUCCUUACUCUCCCAUAAAUCCCAUUUGAAAAUGUAUGAGCUUUGGUGAGGGGCUGUUAGAACCGAGCUAAAUGUGAUCUCCAAAUGUCUAUUUGGUUUGUCAUUAAAGUUAACUGACCAGGAAACUCAGAACUGGGAAAAGUAUCAUGAAGAACAGCAGAUUUCGGAAGUCUUCGAACUUUCUGGAAAAACAAGCCCCCAUUUGCCAAGUCCCGUAACAGUAUCCCACAUAUUUAAGCCUCAUUACAGUUCAGAUACUUCUCCUGUGUCCAUUAAAAAAUACUUCUGUUAGUCUAAAACAGACAUGGACCGGAGAUUUGGUUUUAGAUGUGUGUGUGUGAGCAGGACUACUGGGUAACAGGGGACGAUACAUAGAAAAAUAAGUCAGUGAGAGUUUAUUCUGGUUUUUGGCAGGGAUGUUAGAACUUGAGAAAAAAAAAAUAAUUUAUGGACUGUGCUGUACAAUUUGCCCAGUUUAAUUUGAAACUUUGGGAUUUCCCGGCUCCAUACCCAUUAGGAAUGUUAGUUCGAGUUUACAAUUGCAAAGGCAACAGGAAAUUAAACGUGUUAUUUUUCCUCAGCUUUUGGGACUUCGGUUAGUUAGUUGACAGACCCACCUAGCUAAAUAAUUAACCAGACAUAAGAGCUCACCGAAAAGUGAAUGAGAUGCUCCCUCUUUAAACUUUGUAACUUUUAACAUUCCUCAUCUCACCACAUGCAUACCAGACAUACUUUAGCACGUAUAAACCAAGCGAUCAAAUGUGUGCCCGCAUACUAAAACAUGCACAUAUGCGCUUGAAGCAUUUGCUCAAAAGUUAUAUUUCAUUUCCAGGAAGUGUUCUGCCCUAAUUUUUAAUGACUACAUGGGAAAGUUCCCAAUGACGUUUGUUUUGGCGAGUGAUACAAUAUGUAAUUCAAACCAUGCAAGCGUUUAUAAUCGAAUAUCUCAUAACAAAUUCAAUUUUUAUUGUAUUUCCUUGGCUGGUUCACGACAUCAUUUGAUUUAGGCAUGAAUGUGUGUAAUGAGUGCACUGCUUCAUUAUUACAGAAGAGAUUUAACUUAGGCCUAACAUACUGAAAGAAGGAUCUGUCUUACUUUCAGCCCGUGUGCUAACCCGCUUUACAGCUGAACCGAACCCGCUAUCAGAUCUAGAUAAGAACCGAGGACAAUAAAAACAUAUGCUGUGUGCUGUUGCCUAUGGUUACAUAACAGCUCAAAGCAAUUUGACCCCUCCGCCUAAGGGAAAACGGAACAAACACUAUCUAGCGAUAAAUUGCAGUUUCCUCAGGAAACUCUGCACACUGUUAACUAGCCUACAUGAGGGGCUAUCCGUGGGUUUAUUGGGAGAAUAUGGCAGAUCGUUCCAGCUGUUUUUACUGUCGCGAGGACCUCAGUGGAAAGAAGUUCGUGAGGAAAGACGAGAAACCAGUUUGCGUGCGAUGCUUUGACAAGUUCUGCGCCAACACCUGCACAGAGUGUCGACGGCCAAUCAGCACCGAGUCAAAGGAGCUUCACCAUAAAGGGCGAUACUGGCACUCAGAUUGUUUCCGAUGUGCCAAGUGCUAUAAGAACCUGGCCAAGGAGUCUUUCACCUCCAAGGAUGACCGGAUCCUGUGUGGGACGUGCAGCUCACGUGAGGAUGCCCCUCGCUGCCAUGGCUGCUACAAGCCCAUACUGGCAGGCACUGAGAAUGUGGAAUACAAAGGCAACUCCUGGCAUGAUGAGUGUUUCACCUGCUAUCAGUGUCAAAAGCCAAUUGGCUCCAAAAGUUUCAUAUCAAAGAACAACAACAUCUACUGCAGCCCUUGCCACGAGAAGAAAUUUGCCAAACAAUGCGCUUGCUGCAAGAAGCCCAUUACCACAGGAGGUGUGAAUUACCAGGACCAGCCGUGGCAUUCAGAGUGUUUUGUGUGCUCCUCCUGCCGAAAGCCUCUGGCUGGCACCCGCUUCACCUCCCAUGAGGAAAAGGUCUUCUGUGUGGACUGCUACAAAAGCACUGUGGCUAAAAAAUGCAGCAGCUGCCAGAAUCCCAUUACAGGAUUUGGCAAGGCUACGAACGUAGUGAACUAUGAGGGCGGCUCUUGGCACGAUUACUGCUUUAACUGUAAGAAGUGCUCUCUCAAUCUGGCAGACAAGCGCUUUGUAGCUCGCAAUGGAGACAUUUACUGCUCUGACUGCUCCAAGAAACUGUAAGCGCCUGCUCACUGUGGAGACAAAAAGAGUGAGAUUAAUUCCGAAAAAAAAUGGCAGCAUUCAUUUGAAUUUAUACAGAAAUCCCACAUAAACAUGUGGAAGUAUUGACAAAGGCUUCUGUUAUGUUGGUUCUGGCUUCUUUAUGAGGGGAGUUUGAUAUUUCCUGUGAGAAAUGUUACGUUUACCUAGAGGCUUUGAUGGAAAAACUUCUCUCUCUUUCCAAAGGCCCGUUUGUCUUAGGAAAGAUAGUGAGACAGGAUAACUGACGGAUAAGGAAGAGAGGUGUGUGUGUUGUUUGAGACAUAUGACCGGUUUAUCUGUGUUUCAGAACGACUUGUUUCAUUGUAUUAAAUGAAACUUUGUGUUGAUAACUUUUAAAUCUGUAACAGCGUGUAAUCGUGGCUGCUGAACCUGGCAGUACAAUGUGUUUCUGUAUCUUUUCGAUUGCUUCCUUGUAAUUUGAAAUACUAAUUAUAUAUAUUUUUUGUAAUUGUCAUAAACAAUAAUGGGAAAAAUUAAAAUGCGUAGCUUUUGUUGCUCUCUUUACUUACACAUUCUUCUUACUGUUGAUUAACAUUCAAAAAUACGUAUUUUACCUUUGUAUGAUCUGAGAAAAAAAUAAAGUUAAGAUUCUGACAAAA
This is a messenger RNA of Pimephales promelas (fathead minnow), 2859 nucleotides long. Lineage: Eukaryota; Metazoa; Chordata; Actinopteri; Cypriniformes; Leuciscidae. The record is from RefSeq and is a predicted model, not a curated record.